Molecule: messenger RNA, 1518 nt
Organism: Coffea arabica (coffee)
Lineage: Eukaryota; Viridiplantae; Streptophyta; Magnoliopsida; Gentianales; Rubiaceae
Source: RefSeq, a predicted model, not a curated record
AUGGAGCUUGGAUAUAACAAAUUUCAAGGACCCUGUCCUAGUGAAUUAUGUUAUUUAUUGAACUUAGGACGAUUAAGUUUGAGCAGCAAUCUGCUUUCUGGUAGACUUCCUAGUUGCAUAGGGAAUAUUACUUCCUUAAGAUAUCUAUAUCUGGACUCCAACAAUUUAAGUUUUAACUUGCCCUCAAAUUUGUGGAGACUCAGGGAUAUCUUGGAGCUCAAUUUGUCCACAAAUUCUUUCAGCGGUUCUUUUUCCUCUGAAAAUGAAAAUUUGAAGGCACUAAUAACUGUGGACCUGUCUGUCAAUAACUUUUUUGGAGAUAUUCCCACAGCCAUAGGAGGACUACAGAGUUUACAGGCACUAUCCUUGAAGCAUAAUAGGCUGCAAGGAUUUAUUCCGGAAUCUAUGAAGAAUAUGUUGGAAUUACAGUAUCUGGAUUUGUCAUUUAACAAUUUGACUGGUGAAAUUCCCAAUUCACGGGAAGUACUCCAGAAUCUUGUAUACUUCAAUGUGUCCUUCAACAGAUUUAGAGGACCAAUUCCACAUGGAGGACCUUUUGCCAACUUUACGAAGCUAUCUUUCCUCUCAAACGAAGCAUUGUGUGACGCUCCUUGGCUCCAACCUUGUCAAACUUUGGAACAAAGUUCAAGGAAAAAGACAGUCUUGUUUGUGUUGUUGGCACUUGGAUCAGCAGUUGUAGCCAUGGUAGUUUCGUUUUUGGUGAUAAGAAAAUGGAGAAGAAAAAUUAUGUCUCCGUCUAACUUAGAUCCAGAUACAACAUUUGAGAGGGUAUCAUUCCACGAACUCAGACAAAUAACAAACGGGUUCAGUGAGAGUGCAUUACUUGGCUCCGGAACCUUUGGUUCUGUUUACAAAGGAAUACGAGAAAAUGGGAUGACUUGGGCUAUAAAGGUUUUCGAUUUGCAGCUCGAUGGUGCAUUUAAAAGCUUCAACAGGGAAUGUGAAGUCUUACGGUGUCUUCGUCAUCGUAAUUUGACUAUGGUCAUCAGUGCUUGCUCAAACCCUGACUUAAAAGCUUUGAUACUUGAAUACAUGCCCAAUGGAAGCCUUGAGAAACGGCUUUAUUCAGGCACUCAUAUCUUGAACAUCAUGCAAAGACUAGACAUUAUGAUAGAUGUAGCUUGUGGUUUGGAAUAUCUCCACUAUGGUUAUCCAACUCCUGUGAUUCACUGUGAUUUGAAGCCCAGCAAUAUCCUACUAGAUCAAGAUAUGGUUGGUCAUGUUUGUGACUUUGGAAUUGCAAAGUUGUUGGGAGAUGGAGAAAGUGUGGUACAAACAAAGACUCUCGCUACAUUCGGAUAUAUUGCCCCAGUUCAUCUUCAAGAUGAACCAGUCAAGAAUAAGAUAGCAUGCAUAUCAUCUAUCCUGGAACUUGCUUUAUGUUGUACAGCAGACGCUUCUAAGGACAGAAUGACCAUGAACGAUGUCCUAAAGCACUCCAGAAGAUUAAACUUCAAUUCUCUGGGGCUCAAGCCUUUGAAGCAGGUAGCUUUUUAA